Messenger RNA from Heterocephalus glaber (naked mole-rat), 1200 nucleotides. The record is from RefSeq and is a predicted model, not a curated record. NCBI's taxonomy places the organism in Eukaryota, Metazoa, Chordata, Mammalia, Rodentia, Bathyergidae.
GUGUGUGUGUGUGUGUGUACACUUGCAUAUGGCAUGGGGUUGGAAAAGCUUGCAAAGAGAAGGUGCUGCUUUAUUUCAGGAGAAAAAUAUUAGGGACCAGACUCCAUUGAUGAAAUUUCCAGGACUUAAAUACAGUGCAGUGACAGGUUAAGAUAUGUCUAAAGGGGAAUAGAAGGACAUGUCCUCUGACCUCAGGAAGCUCCUAGUUUUGUGGGAUGAACUCACUUCCACCCUCCGAGGGAUUCUUGGGCUGAUGGGGAGCCAGGGAGGCUAUAUCAUGUGGCAUCUCCAGGGGUCUGAGGCCUGCAUAUGUGUGAUACCAUUCCACAGAACUGGAAAGGGUCAGGAGGUGGUAGGCACAUCUGUAGGUUGUUGCAGGUCACUCUAUAUGUCUUAGUGUGUGACAGAGGUGCUCUGGCUAGAUGUGGCCUGGAUGAAAGUCACUUCUAUGUGCUCCAGGGUAGAGUUGGGUGCAGGAUAGGCACCAGGACAGAAGCUGGGACCAACUAGGAGAGGGGUGCAGGCCAAUGAAUGUAAACCUGUCCUUCAUAGAGUUCUCAGCAUGAAGCCCCUCCUGCUGCUGCUGCUGGCCAUGGUCUCUGGCUUGCCACAGGUCCAUGGACAUUUUACACAGUUUGCAGAUAUGAUCACACUCAAGACAAAAAAGAAUGCACUUACAAGUUAUGGCGCCUACGGCUGUCACUGUGGUGUGGGUGGCAAAGGAACCCCCAAGGAUGCAACAGAUCGGUGCUGUGUCAAGCAUGAUUGCUGCUAUAUCCGGCUAGUAAAACGUGGAUGUGGCACAAAACUUCUGAAAUACCAAUAUACCAAAAGAGGGAGCUCAAUCACCUGCAAAGCAAACCAGAGCUCCUGUCAGAAGCAGCUGUGUGAAUGUGAUAAAGCUGCUGCCUCCUGUUUUGCUGCAAACCUGAGGAGCUAUUCGAGAAAAUACCAGUUGUAUCCCAAUCAGUUGUGCCGUGGGAAGAACCCACGUUGCUGAGAGGCCACCCAAUGGUGAAACUUCUUCUCUAACGCCUCUCCUUCCUUCAAGCAAAUUCCCUGGUGAUAAAACAAACAAUUCUCUUCCAUCUGGGGGUUGGGCAGGAGCCCUUCAUUCUGACCCAGGAGGUGAAGCCCAAUGUGGGGUGGGGGUUGGGGGGGGGACACAAGCUCUUCUGAAUAAAGCAGUUCAUCCGCAAA